AUGAUCCAAGAGAAGCUCCGCAACCACUACGCGCCAAAGCCGUCCAAGAUUGCUGCCCGCCAUGCGUUUUACCACCGGAACCAGGCAGAGGGGGAGUCAAUUAACAACUACACCACCGCCCUCCGACAGGCUGCAAUGCACUGCGAGUUCCGAGACUUAGACGAUGCCCUGAUGGAUCGAAUUGUCUGCGGGGUCCGGGACAUCCGUCUGCAACGGCGUCUCCUCACCAAGCCAGACCUCACGCUGCAGAAAGCCAUUGAGGAGGCUGUGGCCUCGGAAGCUGCUGAACGCUCCGCCCAGGAGAUCUGCAAGGCCAGCAGCCCGCGUCUUGCUAGGAAGCCAGUUCCAGUGCAUCAUGAAGAUGCCAGCAGUGAUGAGGCAUCCUCCAGUGAAGACGAUGACGUGCACCAGACAAAGCGGGAGCGCAGGAAGUUCCAACAGAAGUCCAAGGGCCAAUCGGAAUGUGCUGGCUGCAGAGGCAACCAUUCCCAUGCCAAGUGUCGAUUCAGAGACGCCAUCUGUCGGACGUGUUCCAGAAGGGGCCACAUCGCUAAGGUCUGCCGAUUGGCUCCGUCUGACACCCCCCCCUUCACCGACUCACAAGUCCAAGUCUUUACUCCAGUCUGGCAAGGAAAGCUGUUUCGCUCUCACCAACUGCCGCUGCCCGUCUGGAACCACAAUUGGCCAAACUGA
Podarcis lilfordi (Lilford's wall lizard) is the source of this 693-nucleotide messenger RNA. The record is from the annotation of a GenBank genome assembly. NCBI's taxonomy places the organism in Eukaryota, Metazoa, Chordata, Lepidosauria, Squamata, Lacertidae.